UGACCCCAAAAAAAAAUGCUGAAAAGUUCCCGCAGUGGCCGCAGCAAGAUGUUGAUGAUGCAGAUGAUGGAUGGCCAUGUAACCGCAGCGAUCCGAGCAACAUGGAUGUAUACCAAAUAGAGCUGGAGGCACAGGCACAAAUCCGCUCCAAUCUUUUGGUUGAAAAUUGUGUGAAGCACGCAGUCGGGCAGCCGCAGCAGCAGCUACAUUCGCAGAAGGAGAGAAAGGAUAGUCACAUCAAGGACUUUGACGGCAACGAGGAGGAGCAGGAACAGGACGAGGACGAGGAAGAGGAGGAGGAGGAGGAGGAGGAGGAAGAGGAGGAGGACGACGACAACGCAGAAGAGGAGGAGGAACACGAGGACAGGCUCCUGCCAGAAGUCAAUUUCGAUGCAAAUUCGGAUUUCAAUUUGCAUUUCUUUGACACGCCCGAAGACUCCUCGACCCAAGGCGCCUACAGCGAGGCCGCCAGCCGCGACCUAGACUCCGAUCAGGACCAGGAGCCGGAGGAAGAUCCACAGCAGCAGCGGGAGUUGCAGGAUUGCCUCAGUGCCAUCGAGGCGGCGGAUGCGGAUCCCCUGCAGCUGCUGCAGUGCGACGACUACUACGGCCAAUCCGCUGCAGGCGAGGGCGUGCCAGGCGCACCAGUCAUAGCCACAACUGCCACUGCACCGCAUCCCCAUGCACACCAUAAUCCAAGCAAUCCACAUCUGAAUCCGCAGCACAACACAAACUCCAAUCCACACGCACACCAACAGCAGCAGUCCCAGCAGCCGCAGCUAAACUGCACCUUGAGCAAUGGUAGAGGUGCUCUGUACACCAUCAGCAGUGUGCAUCAGUUUGGUCCGGCCAGCAGCAGCAGCAGACACCACCACCACCACCACCACAGCUCCUCACCCAACUCGAGUGGGGCACACGCCUCGCCGGACAGCGGCUGCUCUUCGGCCAGCUCCAGCUCCUCCCACGCCGUUUCCUCAUCAUCGUCUUCGAGCUGCUCGGACGGGAAUGCUCAUACAUCCUCGUCAGCGGUUAGCUCCAGCUCCAGCUCCAACUCCAGUCCCAGCUCCGUCUCCAUUGCCAGCUCCAGCGCAGCAACAUCUUCAUCUGUUGCGCAUCUGAACAAAGAGCCACAGCAGCAGCAGCCACAGACAACGCAGCAGCUACAGCAGCAGCAGCAGCAGCAGCAGCAGCCGCCACACUCACAUCAGCAGCAACAGUUGCAGCAGCAACAGCAGCACCCCCAGCAGCAGCAGCAGCAGCAGCAGCAAUCUUUUGGCAUAGCCGACUCCAGCAACAACAACACUAGUAGCAACAGCAACAACAACUCCAACGGCGUCUCCUCAAAGUCGUUUGUGCCGUGCAAAGUGUGCGGGGACAAGGCCUCUGGCUAUCAUUAUGGUGUAACCUCCUGCGAGGGUUGCAAGGGCUUUUUUCGGCGCAGCAUCCAGAAGCAGAUCGAGUACCGGUGCCUGAGGGACGGCAAGUGUCUGGUCAUACGGCUGAAUCGGAAUCGCUGCCAAUAUUGCCGCUUCAAGAAAUGCCUCUCCGCUGGCAUGAGCCGCGACUCUGUACGUUAUGGUCGUGUUCCCAAGCGAUCCCGUGAGCUGAACGGUGCUGGGUCCACUACCGCAGCAGGUUCGGGCGGAGCGAGCUCUACAUCUGCCUGCCCCUUGUUGGCCGGUGCGCCAUUAAAUGUGGAUGAAUCCACUGUCAAUAAUUUGCAUACAAAUCAACUGCAACAGCAACAGCAACAACAACAACAACAGCAAAUACAACAAUUACAACAGCAACAGCAGCCACUGACGCCGCAUGUGAACAGCGUCCGUGUGAAGACACCGAGUACACCACAAACGCCACAAAUGUGUUCGAUUGCCUCCUCGCCAUCGGAGCUGGGCGGUUGCAAUAGUGCCACCAACAACAACAACAAUAACAACAACAACAACGGCAGCAAUGCCAGCGGAGGCAGCGGCGUGGGAGUUGUAGUCGUGGCGGACAUCAGCAAAUGGUGGGCGUGGGCAACGGCAUGGCCGCGAGGUUGGUGGCCAUCAGGUGACAAUGUGCCAUGAUGGCAUGGCCGGCACGGCCAACGAGCUAACCGUCUACGAUGUGAUUGUGUGCGUCUCGCAGGCGCAUCGCUCAACUGCUCCUACACGGAGGAGCUGACGCGGGAACUGAUGCGACGUCCAGUGACGGUGCCACAGAAUGGCAUUGCCACCACAGUAGCGGAGAGUCUGGAGUUUCAGAAGAUCUGGCUCUGGCAGCAAUUCUCGGCCAGGGUAACGCCCGGCGUUCAGCGGAUUGUGGAGUUUGCGAAACGCGUACCUGGCUUCUGUGAUUUCACCCAAGAUGACCAGCUGAUCCUGAUCAAACUGGGCUUCUUCGAGGUCUGGCUCACCCAUGUGGCGCGUCUCAUCAAUGACACGACACUGACGCUGGACGAUGGCGCCUAUCUGACACGCCAGCAGCUGGAGAUACUCUACGAUACCGACUUUGUCAAUGCCUUGCUGAACUUUGCCAAUACGCUGAAUGCCUACGGGCUGAGCGACACCGAGAUUGGCCUCUUCUCGGCCAUGGUGCUGCUGGCCUCGGACCGCGCCGGACUCAGUGAGCCAAAGGUGAUUGGUCGGGCGCGGGAGCUGGUGGCCGAAGCGCUACGCGUACAGAUUCUGCGCUCUCGGGCCGGAUCCCCGCAGGCGCUGCAACUGAUGCCCGCCCUCGAGGCUAAGAUCCCCGAACUGCGCUCGCUGGGGGCCAAGCACUUCUCACAUCUAGACUGGCUGCGAAUGAACUGGACCAAGCUGCGGCUGCCGCCCCUCUUUGCGGAGAUCUUCGACAUACCCAAGGCCGAUGAUGAGCUGUAGGGGGCGGGGGGAGACCGAGACGCCCAGGGCCGUGCAAAGCAACCGCAACAAAUAUUCUACAACUUGUAGGCUUAAGAACUUAGCGUUAACAGAGCAUAGUGGAGAAAGAGCAGCAGCAUCCAACAUACGAGUAGUUAACUAAGCUUAAAGGCAAAUUAGCAAUGUUAAAGGCGUUCUUCCCCCCCUCGCUACCCGCUAAACAUAUCCAUGCGUUAAACAUAAAUUAUUUAUUUCAUUUUUUCAAACCAUCAUUCAACGCUAAGCUGCACUCUGAAACAUCAUCACAUCAUCCAAUACCCACCAUUCGGCUGCACCCUCCUCGAGCAGAUCCCAGAUCCCAUCCCAUCCCAUCACCCCCGCUCUAAGCACUGACUGGAGGAUCGAUGCCACAAUCAACCAUUGGCCAGCUAUCCCAAGGCAUCUAUCUAUUAGACACAGAAACUCGACUGAAGGGCGAGCGUUAAAGUUCGAUAAAAACUGGUUUUUUUUUUAAGAAUCUUAAAUUACUAUUAUCGGAUAUACCUAGCUAGUGUUAGAGAUAGUCUGAAAGCAAAAAGACCCAAUUUUGUUUUGCUUGAAUUGAGUUGAGGAAGGAUUCAAACGAUAUAUAAUAUAUACGAGUAAAUACAUAUAUAAAUAAAGAACUUGGUACAUAAUCUGAUAAAUCUGAUAAAUCUAUGCCUAUGAUGAUCGAUGCGUUUAUUGUAUCUGCGUGUAAAUAAAUCUAAAUUAAAUUUUAACAUUAACUUGCUGCGACUUGAUUAUUAUUUAUCCCCCGACCCCCACGCCAGUCCCCGCCCACAAUCAGUUGCUCGAUGAUCUCUCCAGACGUUAUAUCGGAUAGAUCGUCUACGGCAACAGCCUCCAUUGAAAGUGUUCAGUUAAUCACUUAAGAUCGAAACCUUUUGACAUACCUACGAUUAAGAUAACUUUCUAGUUUAAGUGCUUUAAGGCUUCGUUUUGUAUACUCUUGGAACAAUCAAAUUGUUUGAUCAAUUCUUGAAUAGAUUGGUGCUAAAUUUCGUGUGUUACGUUUACAUUGAAAAUCAAACUUGCAAAUCAUAAAUCAAUCAGAAAUAAACUAAAUAUAUUAUACACAUCAAAUCUAUCCAUAUAUCGAAUAUAUGUAUGAAACAAAAAAAACAAAAUCAAAAAAUGGAUUCUUCUCUCUAAAGCUCUCUCUCUCUCUGCAUUGAUUGUUGAAUUUAUAUAGAAACAUUUUGUACAUUUUAUUAGUGUGACAAAGAAAAUAUUAAAUGUAGACGGUGGCCACGAUCCCAGCUGGCCGUGGCGACCAUUUUAUGCUCCAUGUGUACCUUUCGCUUAUUGAAUUAGAAAAUAUCGAGAAAUCAAUAACUAUAUAGACAUACAUACAUGCAGAUAUAUAGACUAUAUUAUGACUUGCAAUAUCUUAGAAGACAAACCACUUAAUAUGCCAGCACACGCAGUCCCCAGCUUCGAUCCCACAAUAAUGAUUUCAAAACCCCAACAAAUCUCUGUGUUAAUUUUGUAAACCAGUGCGCAUAAUGGAACUUUGUGAAUGUAGCAUUAACAAACAACAAACAGAACAAGAACCACAACAGAUUUUUAAAUUAACUAAUUAACUUAUACAUAAAAUAUAUGAUAUACAUGAUAUACCUAUAAUAAAUAUAUACAUAGCUACAAUUUUUUACCUACUGUAGCUUUGAUUACAUUUUUCAAUGUGUCAAAUUUUAAAUGGUAUUAACGAUAGUCCAUAAUACUCGAACAUCUCUCUGUCUGCAACUGCAACUACAGCGCGCAUAAAUAAAGAAAACAAAUCAAACUGACGCCGACUUCCUACGAACAAACCAAAGUUCUCGAGCAGCGCAAAAGUAAACCAGAUAUUUGUAUGUGUAACUAGACCUAUAUCAAUAUCAAACAAAACAGAAAAGCAUUCACAUCCAUAAAUGAGUCGGAAACUCCAAUUCAACCUGAAAGCCCAUUCCCAUUGUGGUCUGGUUGGAGUACAGGGCAUGAGCAGGCAUAAAGAUAUGAGGCAAGGCUCUCGCUUUACUAACAUACUAAGAAAAUAGACAAAAACAAUAUUCAUAACACUAAGCCGCAAACACAUUACAAAAACAAAUAAGCAACAGACGAUAAGAACACUGCGAAAACUAAUUAGAACGAAAAACAGACACACACAUGGCUGGAGCAGAUUGUAAUAAAAUUACA
This is a messenger RNA of Drosophila guanche, 5054 nucleotides long. It is a transcript of the gene Eip78C, whose product is annotated as ecdysone-induced protein 78C. Lineage: Eukaryota; Metazoa; Arthropoda; Insecta; Diptera; Drosophilidae. Gene Ontology annotation, biological process: regulation of DNA-templated transcription. The record is from RefSeq and is a predicted model, not a curated record. Gene Ontology annotation, molecular function: zinc ion binding; DNA-binding transcription factor activity; sequence-specific DNA binding.